This is a messenger RNA of Teleopsis dalmanni, 885 nucleotides long. RefSeq lists its product as uncharacterized. The transcript has 6 exons. Bases 73 to 756 code for a protein of 227 amino acids. The record is from RefSeq and is a predicted model, not a curated record. NCBI's taxonomy places the organism in Eukaryota, Metazoa, Arthropoda, Insecta, Diptera, Diopsidae.
CUUCUCCGAUAUUUAAACGAAAGUAAAAAUAUCACAUACAGGAAAAAUGACAUAAGACGCCCACGCCCAGUUAUGCCAGAGGAAAUACAGUGUGAUCCGGAAAUAUCGGAAGAAGUUCCUGCACUGCCAGUUAUGCCAGAGGAAAGAGAAUGUGAAAGACAAUCUGGUCCGGAAGAAGUGCUUGUUGGCCGUACAAGCACGCCUGAAGAUAUUGCACCAGAAGAGCUGGGGGCUGUGGGUGGUUCAGAACCCGCUCUCACUCUUUCAACUCAGUUGAAAGAGUCCGAAGAGCGGGUUAGGGCAGAAGAGCGUAUGAGAAGGCACUCUCUCUUAAUCGCUGAAUUAAGAGCAGAAGUGUCUUCUCUUACAGCUGAGAGGGACACACUCAUGCAGGCGCACGCUUUAAGAAACAACUUGCCAACAUUUCCUCUGCGAAAUGUUGGCGAGUUCGACAGGCUGGAGGCGCAUCUGCUUUUAUGUGAAGAAAUGAGGGAGAAAUUGAAACAAUCAUUUCUCCAAUUAGAAGCAGAUGACGCUAAAAGUUUUGUUCGGAAAGCGCUGCGGAGUGUGCUCCCAGAUGGUGUAGCCGGCCAUUUUACAUUGAGAGGGACACUCAUGAAAAGGGCUAUAGGGCAGAGUCUCUUUAUUAAAACAAUAAGAGAUGCGGUUAUGGAAAAAUUUCCAAAUACAGACCCGCAUAGUUUAAGUAAUUUUAUUAGCAAGCACUUUUGUUGCACAGUUAGUCAGAAACGUUGAUUUGUGUAACGUGCGUUUGUAUAGAAGCUGGUAUGUACGCAUUGUGUGGGCGUGGUGUGCAUGUUACUCAAGAAGAUUUUGAAAUGACUAUCGCUAAAGUUAUGCAGAUGAAUUCAAAGGAUUCAUGUC